Molecule: messenger RNA, 2379 nt
Organism: Scomber japonicus (chub mackerel)
Lineage: Eukaryota; Metazoa; Chordata; Actinopteri; Scombriformes; Scombridae
Product: zinc finger protein 37-like
Exons: 5
Coding region: 107-2191 (694 amino acids)
Biological process (GO): regulation of transcription by RNA polymerase II
Cellular component (GO): nucleus
Molecular function (GO): DNA-binding transcription factor activity, RNA polymerase II-specific; RNA polymerase II transcription regulatory region sequence-specific DNA binding
Source: RefSeq, a predicted model, not a curated record
AUUAGGAAAAGGACGACCCCGAGGUAUAUUUUCCAGUCCUUAAAAACUGCAACUAUAACACCGACACACCACUUAUAAACGCGGAGGUACACAACCUAAAGCCGGGAUGUGCUCCGUGGUCGGCUGUGAUUCGUGGCGUCGCAGUGCGCAGCGUUUCAACUUACCAGAAGACCCAGAGAAGAGACUGGAGUGGGUCCAGUUUCUUGCCGAAGUCAACGGACAACGUUUUAAAGAGUCGUCCUGGACUGAUAUCACUAUUUGUAUCGAGCACUUUGCAAAUGACUGUUAUGAAAGCCUGACUGACACGGUCCAGCUGAAGCCCAGAGCUGUCCCAUCACUGUGUGUCAAGUCAGAGCCAGAAGAACCUGACCCGGAACAUGCAGGCAUUAAAUGUGAGGAGCCUUUGGAAACCCAAGAAGUGUCUUAUCAAUGUGUUCAAAUUAAAACAUGUGACAGUCCAGCUUACUAUUCUGAAGAAUCUUCAGCCCCAGCAGCUGCUCAAGGAAGCCCAGCGCCAAGUGAUGUCUCAUGUUCAUCCAAUACUGCAGAUCCUGGCAUGUAUGAUUAUGGUCAGAUGCUACAAAAAGUUAAGAACCUUGAUAUAAUCAGGGAAAAGGCUGCAGCUCUUCAGAAGAAAGGGCAGUAUGUUGUGAACGAAAAACGACUCCUCAAGCUGUUUAAUUUGAAGUGCCCUCUGUGUGGGUCUAAAGUAAAGGUGGAGAAAAUCACCCAUGGGAUACUCCUCAUCAUGAACCAACAGUGCCUUCAGUGUGAAUACAGAAACCAAUGGAAGAGUCAGGUCAAUGCAAGUGUCCCCACAGCUCAUCUGACAGGAGGCAUAGAUGUAACUUUAGAGACUCAACAGGAAGUGUCAACAGAUGACAACCACAGUAGCAUCACAGGUGUCUCUGAGAUCGUUGCUGUUAUCGAUGAGCAAAGUGAUCCAAUGGAUGAAACCGACUCAAGCGAUGACGGUGACAUGGGCUCAGAUGAAGAAUGGAAUCCAGCAGUAGAGAUUUCAGUGGUUGAAGAGCUCCAAAGUGAAUCUGCUGAAACUGAAUACGAAGAUGAUGAUGAUCCUGCCCCCAAACACAGUCAGCUCUGCACAGAGUGUGGAAUGUUUUUCAAUAAAUUAAAGCCCCACACUUGUGAGCAUAAAAUUAAACCUUAUUCUUGUAACAUUUGUGGCAAGAGAUGUGUCACUGAGACCGCUCUUAACACUCACAGCAGAAUCCAUGAUGACAACUAUGAACAUCGGUGCAAAUACUGCAAUGUUACAUUCAAAACAAAAGUGGACAAAAUCACUCAUGAGCAGAUCCACAUAUCUGAAGAAAAACCAUAUAAAUGUCCAGACUGCUCAGAGAAUUUUGCCACCAAUAAACAACGCAGAGUUCACCUGAAGGUUCAUGGAGGCCCCAGGACAUUUAAAUGUAACAGCUGUGGGAUUGAAUUUGUCUCACAGCUUAAUCUCCAGAGACAUGAAGUUGUGCAUACUGGAGUGAAGCCGUACAAGUGUUCAGUUUGCCAACGUGGCUUCAACCAGGCAGGCCAUCUCAAAUCCCACAUGCGCCUACACACAGGGGAGAGGCCUUAUAAGUGUCAGCAUUGUGACAAAUGCUUCAAUCACAAUGUGAGCUUGAAGAGUCAUGUGCAAUGUUACCACACAUCCAAAACUAGAUGUGAACAAAAGAAGAGGAGAAACAAAAGGACCAGUGACAGUGGUGAUGCUCAAGAGAACGGGGAUGAGAGAGACUCAGACUCAGAACAUGACAAUGUAGAGGAAGAUUAUACAGAUUCAGAGGUGCAGGAUGAUAGAAUAGGCAUACCUAAAAAGAAAAGGAAAAAGAGAAGCACGGGUAGACCCAUAGGAAGGCCAAAAAGCAGCGCUACAGGCAGCUCAGCUCAGACUGAAGGCCAGGGUUCAAACUCUAAGAAUGCCAAAGUAAAGCCUCAGAAGUUAAAGAGAACGUGUUACAGUGAUGAGGAAAGUGAAGACCAGCAGACUGAGAGUGACACAUCCUUUGACCCAUCAGAUAAAGAAGAGGUCAAGAGCAAGAGAAAGAGGAAGAGCAUACAUUCUGACAGUGACUCUGAUUUUGACCCAGAACAGACAAAGAAAAUGAGCAGCCAGAAGACUGGUAAGAGCUCAGGGAAGCGAAAGGGACGACCAAGAAAGAAUAUAGUGAUCUGACAAAUCUUAAAAAUGACUAAAAGAAAGGAAUCAAAUCAUAAUAUGACACCCAAGACAGAUUAUUUUAACAUUUUAUAGCCUACUUGUCUGUCACUGUUAAGAAAAAAAAAACAUUGCUUUGAUAUUAGUGUAUGUUUUAAUGUAGACUGUGGGAUCAUAUUGGUUAAAAGUAUAUUAAAUAGAGCUGA